Haliotis rufescens (red abalone) is the source of this 3354-nucleotide messenger RNA. RefSeq lists its product as uncharacterized. NCBI's taxonomy places the organism in Eukaryota, Metazoa, Mollusca, Gastropoda, Lepetellida, Haliotidae. The record is from RefSeq and is a predicted model, not a curated record. Gene Ontology annotation, molecular function: protein binding. The coding region runs from base 311 to 2758 and encodes 815 amino acids. The transcript is spliced from 5 exons.
CGGUCCGAAAUAGUUUGAGACGGCCCGAAACCGGUCCGGAGAACGUUUCAGAACGGUUUGAUUCUAUUAAUAGUAAUUGACAUCACACAUUUUCUGGUAUAUAAACCCCUAGUUUUACUGACAGAAUCACUCCUCCGGCACGCUCUAUACAGCUAUACUGAAGUUACUACGCCAGCUGCUGAACAAAGACUCAAUUGUCGUCUGCUAAAGAAAUAAGACCGGUCUGAAUAGCGAAUACAGAUUGCUACACUUGAGAAUCCUUCAGUUCUCCCACUGCUGUACGACAUUUCCUGUCCAGAGAAAUCCCAAGAUGCAAUCCUUGGUGAUAAAGAUGAUUUAUGAGCGGCAGGGCAACGCGACUCCUGAGAUCCGACGUUUCCCUGUCCCCGAUAACGCCGCCCUCAGUUACACCUUCAUCAACGAGAAGGUGAUGCAAGUGUUUCCACACCUUGAUGCGGACACAUUCACACUGGGCUGGACAGAUGAAGAUGGAGAUUCAAUAACUUUCUCCUCAGAGGAAGAGCUCAAAGAAGCUCUUAGCAGUGCCAAUGAUUCCGUUAUGAAAAUCGUCGUCAGAGAGCACGACGUGACAAAUAGAGCUGAAGGAGUUACCUCCCUUGACGCUAAUACUUGGCGCAGAUCUCGUGUGUUUGGGAAAGGAGCAGAUGCUGGAGGAUACAGAAUGAUGGAGACGAAGGACGUUCAACCCCGUCACUCCAGACGUCUGAUGAGAAUGGCCAGGAAGAUUCCACAACAGGGACGGGAAGAUGCUGGCCAAGUCGAUGCCAAUCCAACCCUUGUUGAUGGACAAGUCACGAGAAACUACAGCAAUGCAGGCGGAUCCAGACGAGAGUUCUGUAGAAAUGGUCGCCGAUGGCAGUUGCAAGCAUCCUGUGGGCACAAUGGUGCUGGAGCUGGCCCUGUGACUGGCUGGCGUCAUCGUCGACGUCAGCACAUGUCAAACCCUACAGCCGAUGAAGAUACAGCUACGGAGCAGGGGACCCCAACGAGAGUCUGUGGGAGGCGACGCCAGAGAGAACUGGGCGGGCUCUGUCAGCGUGAUGGGGCUGAAAGCGAUGGUACAUCUCCAAGGCCACGUUGGUGGAGGCGGGUGAUGCAAGAAGAACGUCCCUGCCCGCAGAAGGAGAAUGUCAUUGAUGGUACGUCUCCUUCGAAUUCCUGUGGGCAACGUUGGAGAAGGCGGGUGAUACAAAAAGAUGGUCGCCUCCAGCGUGACGAGACUACCGGGAAAUGUGGAAGACCUUGGAGAAGGCGGAUGAUGACAGGACUCGAGUAUCAGCGUGGUGAUUCAACAGGAGACGAUCUCUGUUUGAACCCACAUUGGAGAUCAAUGCAAGCAGGCCGGGCUUCAAGAUACGCCAUGGGUACUGAAGGUGUCACUAUGCCUCUCUGGUAUUAUGGAUGUCAUGGAGCCAGGAAAUCCUUCCCUGUUGGCUGCAGAGGAUUUCAAGAAUCCUGUAGUGAUCGCGCUGGUCAAGACGGACCAGGUAGACGCACCAUGGGCCACCAUGAGGUCAGUGGGAAAAGGUGGCGUCGUACAAAUGAGCCUCGUUUUGGAAGAUGGUCCAGGCGAGAUAGUAAGACUGAAGAUGAACAUUACAUCAAUAGCCACUGCACUGAUAGCAGCUUUGCCAGCUGUCAGCGUCGUCGUGUUCGUUGCACGGGUGUCUCGGGAAACACGCCUGGAUGUAAGUGUUCGAAUGAGGAAAGCUGUCUGAACAAACGAGACGUAAAGAAUCUCCAUAGAUUUGAGAGUUGUCCUAAACGUCGCGUGAGAUUAAGCGAUGAUGUGUCAGAGUCACACGAUAAGAACACCAAUGGCAGAGUGGAAACAACCCGUGGAAACAAAUGGCAGAGAGCAUUCGGACCUCACAUCAGACGAUGCAUCCGUCGCCAGGGGAGGACGAUGGAGGGAAGAGCCAACAGGGAAAUCUCAGAAGAUGUGAUGCGUGGUCAAAUGAAUGACGUGAUGCCAACAUGCAAUGAAGCGGGCUGUGACAUGCAGAGAGGCAAAAUGUGCAGGAGCCACAGAAGAGGACCAACGUUCAGAACUCGUCGUCUUCGUAUUGUAAGACGCAUGCGUCGCUUGCGAUACCUUCAAGGCCUUAAGGGAUUUUAUAAACACCCAUAUCCAAGAAUGCACGGACACAGAAGAAGACCGGUCUUGAAGACCUGCCGUCGUGGUCUUUGUCUUCAUCUGAGUGGAACUGGAGCUAAAGUUGGAAGAGUAUAUGGAUUUGGAGGUAAACGAGGUGGCUGCCACAUUGGAAUAGGCCAGCAUCUGGCAGAGACAAUCAACCGUCAAGUUACUUCAUGUUAUGCGUCAAACUCUCACAAAUUUAAAAUGGGUGACAAUGGAACAAACUGCAGAAAUCAUGAGAGGAAGAGUAUUCAUCACGUCAUGGGCAGAUCCUGGGGUCGUCAAAAGGCUUAUCCUGGAGGGUCUGGAAAGGAUGAAGGGGGAUUGGCCUGUCAGAUGAAGCACGCCUGUGACGGCCCUGAAGAUGUUGGGACACAAACCCCUUUUAAGCUCACUUUCCAUGAAAUGAAGAGACUGUGCCUGAUGAGAAGAAUCCUUCAAAAGGAAAGAAAAAGGCAGUUCCGUAUAAGACAGCUAUUUGCCAGCCGCUGUGGACAAGGACAGUUGUCAAAGAGACCUGUGAUGAAGGCGUGGGGAGGCAAGGCAAGCACCUGUACCCACGGUGGCGAUAGGGUGUUGAGAAUGGCCUAUUUGUAAGACACUAAAAAGCUUGCUACUAUCCGUUGCAGAAUGUAGUUACAUACUGAUGAAAUCCUUGUCGAUGACAGAUGAUUUUAGAUGCUGAGGAAUCUAUGGGAAGUAUAUGUUGUCCAUUAUAUACGGUUUUGGUUACAUUAAAUACAUAAUUUAUGUUGUCCAUUAUUUACGGGUUCGGUUACUAUUUUAUAUGUUGUCCAUUACAUACGGUUUUGGUUACAUUAAAUAUAUAAUUUAUGUUGUCCAUUAUAUACGGGGUUGGCUAAGUUGUUUUCUUUCUGUACAGUGUGUGUGAAAAAUGUGAACUUGGUGCUAUCAUGUAAUAUACAAAUGAUCAUUUUGAAUAAGAGUUAUUUCGUCCCAUUUGUUUCCGCUAGUUUUACAUAUUAAUGAAAUUAUCUAACGUCUUGUCAUUUUGUGUUUCAUAUAAGUUAGUGAUUAUGAUAAUACAGAUGCAUAUGGGUCAAGAUAUUAUGUUUUUGACAGGUUUUUUAUCAUCUGUGUUCAGAAUUAAUACAUACAGGUUAGGUUGGUUGAAACAUAAUUUUUGUAAUAGGAACGUAUUUGUGUUCAUGUUAUUAAAAUGUUGGACGUUU